Microthlaspi erraticum is the source of this 384-nucleotide messenger RNA. NCBI's taxonomy places the organism in Eukaryota, Viridiplantae, Streptophyta, Magnoliopsida, Brassicales, Brassicaceae. The record is from the annotation of a GenBank genome assembly.
AUGUACCUCUGUGACUCCACAUUGUGGAAACUCACUGUGUAUAAGAUGAUAGAUGGACCCAUACUCGAUCUGCCGCCGCCGGUCCCUUCUCCGCCAUCUUCCGUCUCAGUUCCUCGGCACGAAGCGGUCGUUUGGCUCUUCUGGAUCGUCUUCUUGUUCUGGAACAAGGCGGCGUCACUCAGGAAAGCUUCUGCUUUAAACCAAUUGCUGUUCCUGAGCAACAACGACGAUAUACUAAUUGCAAGAAAAUUUAAAGCAUUAGGUGACAAAACCGAAUGGGCUUUGGUUGUAUUAAAUAUCUUGGAACACUUCACAAUUGGAAGGUCUUCCAUUGCUGCGGCAACAUAUCUUGCUUGGAUUCUUAACCUUGUAAGUGGAGACUAA